This is a messenger RNA of Limulus polyphemus (Atlantic horseshoe crab), 7623 nucleotides long. RefSeq lists its product as uncharacterized. The record is from RefSeq and is a predicted model, not a curated record. The coding region runs from base 140 to 913 and encodes 257 amino acids. The transcript has 7 exons. NCBI's taxonomy places the organism in Eukaryota, Metazoa, Arthropoda, Merostomata, Xiphosura, Limulidae.
UGUAGGCUUUAUCCACCCUAUGUAUGUCUGGUGGACUUUACUGGUUGCUUGAAAACUGAAAUACAUCUAUUUAAGAUUAUUUGUUUUAAAUACAUAUAUAUCAAACUAGAGGACCAGUUAAAAUUCUCUUGUUGAAAAGAUGGCUACUCCGGUAGGCGAAGAGGUUAAUCUAACCUCGUAUCAAGAUUCUAGCCUGCACUUUCAAGAUGAAGAAAAAAGCAGAACUGCUAUAAUGAUAGAUGACCAAAACAGCCUUAAUGCUUCACCACCCCCAUACUCCCAAGUACCAGGAACUGUGCCUAUUCAUCAAGGAAGAGGGUCAGGCCCACCACCCUCUUAUGAUGAAGUUGUCAACCCUAAUGCUCCUCCACCUACCUACCAGUCUUUGUUUGGUCAAGUUCGAGAAGCAAGGAAGAACUCAAAUGGAGUUUUGGACUUUAUUCGAAAGGUCAUAGUGCUGAUACUAGGAACACUUGGAUGCUCAGUGGUUAUUGGAAUUACUGUAGUAAUUCCAUUCUCAAUGAUCAUCAUCGGAUCAUCUUAUAUUGAUGCCUGUCCAGCAGAAAAUAAAAUUCCGAUAUACCUUAUUGUGGCUGGUGUGUUUGGGGUUUUGAAGAACAUCCUGAAUUUCUGGUCAAGGUGUAGAAGGACUGAUGAAGAAGACCAGCUUAAACAGAAUCCUCGAGAUACCAUUUUAAACUGUUUCCUUUUUGCAUGGUUUAUAGCAGGUUGUGUGUGGAUCUACAAAAUAUAUGAACCUGAAUAUGAUGAUGUAAGUAGCCCAUACUACUGCAACAAGACUGUCUAUUUAUUUUCCUUUUGGUUGGUGACAUCUGCCUACAUAAUCCUAGGCCUUUUAACAGGCUGUUUAUGCUGUUUAACAGUUUCAUCAGUCUUUUCUAGCCCUGAAUAAUUAAAGGAGCAGUCUCCCAUAAACCAUAAAAAAAUGCCAUCAGGAGUCCAUUGCUUACAAUACCAGAAGGACCUACUUGUGUAUUUUGCCUACUUUUGCCAGAUAGUACUUAUUCAUAGUUUCUAAGCAGUUUCAUGAUUUUUAUAAUUCUAGAAUUUGAAAGCUUUCACUAAGGUUCAUUAAAUUUAUAACUAUUGUAAAUAGCCUUCUAUGCACUAGUAAGUUUGAGAUUGUAAAUCUGUUGGAGCUAUGAAAACCAUCUAAUGCAGGAUACAUCCUUGCAACUGAGUGUAUUAUAAUCCAGUUACUGAAGAAAUCUCUUUUGAUAGAGAGAGGAUUUGUUAUUAGUGUAAGUCUUUUUGUUGAGCUUUUGUAUGAAAGUAAAUAUUGAAUUAAAGGAUAAGUUAUGCGCUGAGAAGUAAUAUUAUGAAAGUUACAACAUUCAGACCUUGUUGAGGCUCAUUAUAUGUGUGUGAUAUUGUAUGAGCAGGGGUAACCCUCAUGUGCUUAAAACUACCAAUUUGUAACUGGUAUAAUAAAUUUUGUAUAAAUCAGUAACUUUAAGAAGUUACUCAUUUCUUUAUUAUCAUGAAUAGUAAAUAGCUUUAUGUUCUAAAUACAUUUUCUUUGUGUUCCUGAUGUCUCAUGCCCAGGUUGCUAACUUCUAGAGUUUUGGAUUGAAUGGUAACUGGGAUAUUUCCAUUAAUACAAAACAAUAUAUUUGUGUAUUCUUUCAUCGUAAGUCUUAGUAUCUAAAUCAUUCUGUUAUGAAUACAUUAUAAUUUAUGUUACUUUAAGUGGUGGACUGAAACUUGGAGUAUGUCUGAAUAUAUGUUUUUGUUUCAGUGUUUAUAUGAUGUUUUAUCAGCUUGUUAAGAUAAUGUUUUUCAACAUUGAGACUUAAAAGGAAAUGGUUGUUGCUUGUUAAAAUAAUAACAUUUCAGGCUGAAAACCACAAUGAAAUUUUGAACUUCACUGUUAGCAUGAAAGUGUUGAUACUGUGUUUUUGUGUGGUUGUUUAACAGAACUAGUGAGUGAUACAUAAACCAGAAUACCAGUAUGAUUUUUUCAGAAGUUGAGUCACAACUGUUAGCACUUGAUUUCUAAGCUUUUCCAUGUGCAUCAGCUGCUCUCAAAAAGAAUUUUGUACCUUGUGUUAUACAGGGUCAUGUGAUUUCCUUCCAUCUAGAUUUAAUUUCACACACAAAAUUAGAUAGUUUUUUUUUUUUCUUUACAUAGUGAUUUCAAUUGACUUUAUUGUUAAGUUUGAAGAAAAUACUUAUUAAACAAUUACAUAUUUACAAAGUUCAGUAAAUGCACUUACUAGCUGAUUUUGAUCAGUUAAAAGACAUUUACAAAUUUUUGUAACCUUUCUGACUUUAAUAAGCAUUUUUAUUGAUUUUUAUUAUUGAAUGUUAGUACUGUUACUUUGCAUACAUUUUAGGUACUAAAGAUAAAUAUAUAACCUAUUAAAUAAAAAUGAUUAUCUGAAGUUAUGCUUUACAACCUAACUAAAUACAUCUUCAGUUGAAAGUAGUAUGAUUGAAAUUAAAACAACCUUAGCUAUGUAUAAUUAAUCUGCAACACAAAAAUGGUAUGUUUGAAAUUCAUUUAGAUGUAAGUAACUAAAAAUUCUAGAAGGUUUGAAAUGUGUUUUAAAAACCACAAUUUUCUGGUAUCCUUUGCUAAAGGAGAAACAACCUUUAUUAUGUAUAUAGACAUUGUUUAAACUACAUACUUAACACUGUCUGAUAUCCUAAAGUUUGUGUCUACUAUAUAUAUAUACACACACACACACAGCCAAAGAAAAAUAUCCUUGGAACUAUUUGUAUUUGUAGAAAUUUACUUCAGUUUAGAAUUCUGAUAACCAAAGAUAAAAUUAAUAUCAGAAAAGUAGUUCUUACUUCUAAGACUGAUACAUUUGUAAAUAUUUUGGGCACCUUGGACCCCAUGAAAAACAAAAGCUUCAUUACCAAACAUUUUACAUAGCAUGAAUGUUUUAACUGAUUGGUUAAACAUUUAGUGACAUAUACGUUGAACACAAUAUUCUUGAGUAUUUGUGACCCAAGUAUCAUUGAUACUAGAGGGUUUUUUAUAAAUAAUAAUUUUUUUUUUAGCAUGUACAUUUUUAUUAUCAUGAUAUCUAUUAAGUUGUAUGUUUGCUUCAUAAUACUGAUUUGAUCAUAAGUAGGAUACAACUUAAUUUGAUUGUUACAUGUAACUCUGGAAAAAUUAGCAACGUGUGUAAUUUUGUAUGUAAAUAUGUAGUGUUAUUGUGUGUUUUUUAUUAUGUCUAAUUAUAUCUCAACCCAUAAGCAAACUUACAGUUGUUAAUGAAAAGUUUUCCAUUCCAAAUAUCCUGAGAGAUUAUACUUUGUAUGAGUGCUAAUUGUGUUUUGAUAAUGCAUAUCUGUAUUAAAAAACUAAACUUCAUUGUUUAGUGGCAUUAGUUUGGCAAAUCUUUUAUCCAUUAUUACAGUCGUAUAUAAUAUUUGAUGCUUUAAUUAUUUUGGACAGUAGCAUGUCACGUAUGCUAGGAGUGGAAUUGGAUGUUCUCCCUUUUGACUAGUCAGUGUUUUAUAACUUAAGAUUGGUACAUAAUACUCAAUAAUUAACAUAAGUAAAGUCAAAGUGAUGCAUUUUUUUCAUAUUGUUUGAAUGUACUUUUUACCCCUUUAUUUUGCCUAUUGUGUCUAUAGUAUAGUAAAAAAAAUACUGAACAUUUUGGAAACCUACAAAAGUUAUUUUAAUACGUGUUAAGUUCUUAAUAUUUUACAGUAUUUUUUCAUUUUCUAUAAAUUAUUUGUUGAACUAAGAUUUUGAAACUUGUAACUAAAUUUUUUGUUUUUAUGAAAUUUUUUUUUACUGUGUCGAUCCAUUAAACUGAAGAAAGAGAACUGUUCAAUUUUGUGGUUUUAAAAUAUGACAUGAACCAACAUUAUAACAUAAGUACUGUGCCAGUCUAGUCAUAAUCCAUUAUAAGUGAAUGGUUUUUUGAGUUCCUCAUGUUUUCCAGACUGUGAAGCAUUGUUCUUAGAAAUAGUGAAGUAUUAUUUUUGCAAGAACUCGUAUGUCAAUAAGAAGAGAAGAAUAAAAUGAAUCUGAUCUGAAGGUUUAUAUCAUGUAAUUGCGACUAUGAAUAAAUGUGAGAGUAAUAUAUACUUUAAUUGAAAGGUCAGUUUAAUUAUUGAUUAAGGUGUCAAUUAUAUGUCUUGCAUAUUUAUUAUAAAAUAUUUUGAAUUUGGUUAAUAUCAAAAUAUUAAUUGUUAAUUUAGGAUAUCAUUUAUAUUUUAAGUUUUAAUUUAAUAAUUGUGCACUUGAGCAGCCAGAAAUUCACUGAUUAAAUUUGUUAUUGAAAGUUUUAUGGCAGUUAUAAUAAUAUUCUUAUGCAGUUCUGAUUAAAAAAAAACUAAUCAAUGCUUUCGUCCGAGAAAGUCAGUAUUUGGUUAAUUUUGGUAAAUAAAAUAAUUAUUUUAUUCACUGUUUAUUUAUCAAUAAAGCUAGGAUAUAUAUGGUAUUAACAACAAUAAUAUGUAUGUUUAAAGGAUAUCUCAUUUUUCUAUGUUCAAAACAAGACUUAAAAUAUUUAACUUUUUUGCUGGGAGAAAUUGCUAAUUUGGUUAAUUUUUGAAUGUUUUAAAUAUUUUACUGCAUUAUAUUUUUGUUGGAGUUUCCCAGAUAUUCUUUUGACAAAUCACUAAUUUAUAAUGAUUAAUGAAAAAUGUAAUUAUUGAAAUGUCAUACAUAUGCAAGAAGUUAUCUAAAUUCUGACUUCCUUACCUUUUGUGACUAAUAUAUUUACUAUCUUUUUUCCACAUGCAAAGUUAAAAGUACAUUCUUUGAUACAAGGUUGUUCUUUUGUGUGUUUUUCAAGUGUAUUAAUGUGACUAUUACAUCAAUAUAUUGUACAUGUUAAUUUACAAAUUAAUGAUAUAAUAGCAGAUGUAGAGAUUUUGGUCUAAAAGUGUAUGAAUUCAUGAUAUUUGUACAUCUUUAAGAAAUAAGCGCACAAGAAACUUUAUCAGCAUUUUUAUCGUAGUUUCAUUUUUCACAUGAAAGACCCAAAUAAAAUCAACUAAAAAAUACACAUCCACUAGAGAAAAUAUCUGUUAACAAACUGUUUAACUUUAUUUCCUGUAUAUAAAAGCAGAUAAUGUGAAAUGCUAAAUAGAUCACCUAAAAAUAGGAAAUCUGAAGAAAUGAUCAGAAUUUCUUAAAGUAAUAUCUUCUUUUCUAACAAGUAAAAAACAAAAAAAGAUGAAUUAUUAAAAUAUAUGACUCUUUAGAUAUUAAUGUGAUUUACUUUUUUACUAAACUAAUGUGACUCCAAUAAUAUAAACCAUGAUAAAGUCUAACUCCACAAUAAUGGUAUACCACCAAAGUUUCAACACUUUCACAUGUCCUCUUCAGUCCGUGCAUUUGGUGGUAUACCAUUAUUGUAAACUUAAGCUUUAUUUUAGGUUACUUUAUACAGUAUUGUGUAUUUAUGUACUACUAUAAACCUUACUCUUUCAAGAAACAUUUAAUAUUAAAGAUGCAACUCAAAAUUUAAAGCUAUGUUAAUUAAUUUUAAAAUACUCCCAGACUCCCAAGUACGUUUUUAUUUUUUCAAGUACACAGACAUUAAUUUCCUAUGUAAGAGUAUGCAACCAAGUUUCAAGAAGUGUUAACAAAUGCAAAUAUUAAAACAAGACUUCUAAAAUAUACAAAAGGGGCUGUUAGUCUGUCAAAAAGAGGUUUUAUAGAGCUUUUGGCAGUCAGCAAGGCACAGGAAAUGCAGAUCAGAAAAUAGCCUAUUAUUGGAAACUUAAAGAUACCAUGUCUAAUCUGAAUACACAAAUAUAUGUGACCUUCAUUAUAAGUAAUUUGAUAAGUUACUUUUAUUUUUCCAUAAAAUAUUUUGGUGCUCUGUUCAAAAACUUUUUUCAUGGGUCAAUUUUUGGCUCUUAAAUUAAUCUUUUGAAAGGUAAGUGUAUUUUGUGGGCUAAUGUCUUCACCUUGAAACAUGUAUACUGGCCCUUUAAUGCCAAAUGUAAGGCCAUUUUGUUUUAAUAGAUUUAAGCUGAUGCUGUAUACAAAGCUUCUUGUGUAGAGCAAUCAACACAUGUGUAAUAUUUACCACCAAAAGAUUGUGAAUUAUUGAUUUGAUCAGUCAAAAUACCUUAUUUAAAAGUAACAUAUUGUAACUCAUGAAAAUGUGCAGGUAAAAGUAAAAUGAAAAUAUUCCAUUGGAUUCCAAAAGAUGUAUAAACUUCACUACUUUAUAUCAAAGAGGUGAAUGGUUACAAAAUACUAAUACUUGGUUGUGUGAAUUUAAUGAAGCUCAAAGCUUUAGUACUAUUACAGCUAAUUUUAAUAUUUUUAUUAUUUUGUCUAGAUUAAAGUGUGUAGAUAUAAAUUCUUUAAAAGUAUGUCAAUUUGAGAAAUCUGGUUUAAGAGUUAAGUGCAAAUCUUUUGCAACCUUACAGGAAUAUAAAUACAUUUAUUAAUUUAUAUAUACAGCUUUGAAAUGUGUGCGUACUUAAAUUAGACAAUGAAGGGCCAAAAGUUCAAUCUUGAAAACAUUCCAUCCAGUCCAACUACAAAUUUGGCCAAAAAUGUUUACUACAGUUUAUACAUACAUGCUUAAAAAGUAAUGCUUCAGUUAUAUUUACCAACCACAUUUCAAAUCACCACAAAAAUGACUUUUGGAUCAAGGUGUUCUGCUUUGUUUCAAGAACACUAAAAUGUAAAAGAAGCUUGGUUCUGACCUCUAAGAAAAAUAAUAGCUUUACAUUAUUUAUUUUGGAUUAGCUGUUAUCAAAGUGAUAUCAAGUGCCCUAUAAAUAUAAAAUGUAAAGUUAUAUAUGCUGCAAACAAACCUCAUAUUGUUAGGCCAGAUAGAUUUCACUUUAUACAUCUUUGAUCAUUGCAUACACCUGCUAUUUAAAAAAUAUGUUCAUUAUAGUAAAGAAGCUUUUACUACGCUCAAAUGAACACUUCUAACUUGAGUAUACAUGAAUUUUUUUCUAAAAAGAAAAAAGUUGUAAAUUUACAUAUUUACAACGAUAAAAUCUGAGGUUCAGUUCUCUGUUAUGAACACACCACAGAUAGUCCAUUGUGCAGUUAUGUGCUAAAAAAAAGCAACCCAUCACAGUUAGUAUUUUAUGGAUUUUCCAUCAGCUACUGCAUUUGCUAAACUUGAAACACUGUAAUGCUGAUAUAUUUUACUGUACAUUUAAAACUAGUCCUAAUCAUGUGAAAGUAUCUGGACAUCUUCUUAUUAGGCUUGUUCCAUAAUAUUCUCUUAACUUGCUGAAAGGUCAGGUUUAUUAUAACCAUUAUCUUUGAGGAAAGAUAAUAUUAUUUUUUUAUAAUAUAUACUAAUACUAACUUAAUAGAAGAAAGUGCAUAAUAACAUUGCUAAAUACUUAAGUGGCAUGCUUUAUUAAAAUAGAAAAGGCUAUCAUUAAAAAAUUAACUUAAUAUAAGGAAAGAGUAAAUGACUUAUAAGACAAGAAGAGGUAUCGUGUUCUUAGUAUAAACAGUUGCAGUUAAAUACAGUAUCAAUUCCACAAUCUGCUGUCAUAAAAAUACUCUGGAAUCUGAAUUCGCUUACUGUAAUUCUACCUUGUAGCUUUUUACACCAAGAUAAUUGAUCCUUUGUGUUAGUUGGCUUUGACUAAUAGAAUUGGCCAGUCCUGUAUAUGUAAGUCUUGACAUUUUUUAUU